Molecule: messenger RNA, 1479 nt
Organism: Lodderomyces orthopsilosis Co 90-125
Lineage: Eukaryota; Fungi; Ascomycota; Pichiomycetes; Serinales; Debaryomycetaceae
Gene: SPO7
Product: Nem1-Spo7 phosphatase regulatory subunit
Exons: 1
Coding region: 1-1479 (492 amino acids)
Biological process (GO): nuclear envelope organization
Cellular component (GO): Nem1-Spo7 phosphatase complex
Molecular function (GO): phosphoprotein phosphatase activity; protein phosphatase regulator activity
Source: RefSeq, a predicted model, not a curated record
AUGGAACACCACGAAUCUGUAAUAGCAACAGAUAAUUCGGCCACCCUAUCAAAUCCGUCUGACAAGCGCAACAGCUCAAAACUUGUACAUAAUCAGUCAAGCUCGAGUUUAUUAGAUACUCCUGAUGUCAUGGGAAACUACAGUCCAGAGUCAUCAAAUACGAGUCCUGUUUCUCUGCCCGAGGAGCCAAAAUCCCCGCGUUUGACAAUUUCACAUUUGCACAAUUUACCUUCAAACAGUUACAACGAUUUCGUGGUAUAUUCAGACUCUGAUGACAUUGCGUCUCAAAGCUCAUUAGAUUUGCAAAACGACGACUUUAAAUCGGGAAGAGAUAUUCGAAGCCAAUUGAAAAAAUUAGCAAGAAGUCAAAGCUCUGACGAGGAUGAGGUAGUGGAUGAAGAUGAGAUAAAUAUUGUCAAUAUUGAUAAAGUUGAGACUCGAAAUGGAAUUACACCAAGCAGAGACUUGGAUUCUGAGGCGAAUCUAAAACCUACUUUUGCUGUUGAUGAAACACCAAAGCGCAAAAGAAGCUCUACAUCUUCACGAACGUCUUCUCCACUAAGAAGAGUUAUGUCACCAAGUGCUGAUGACACUCCAAGCAAACGUACAAGCAAACUGCGUGGAAAGAUACGAAGGAGGUCUAAGGAACCAAGCGAAAAAUCUCAUAGAUCAAUAGAGAAGUCAGGAACUGGUUACACUUCAAUGCCACCAUCAGGAAAAGUUUUCAGAAACAUGUUAAUAUUAGAGGAAAGUUUGAGAGAGCAGGUAAUACAACAAAGAGCAAUGAGACGAAAAUACUUGAUCUUUUUGGCAAUAUUGUGUUCAAUUAUUGCUGGAUUGGCCCAUCAUUUGUUUAUUUUGGAUGCGGCUGUUUCCUCAACGGGUACUGCUAGAUUGAUUUUGAAGUUCUUAUUGAUUUCAACAGUAAUCACCUUAUUAUUGUAUCACUUAUCAGGAGAAUAUCAAAAAACUAUCGUUCUUCCAAGGAAGUUUUUAUCCUCAACAAAUAAAGGGUUGAGACAGUUGAAUGUGAGAUUAGUAAAAAUUAAAACGCCGCUUGCUGAUAAAAUGACGGACUUAAUACGAGAGUUUUCACUCCUUGUGGUUAAUUUUGCAUUGGAGGUAUUCCACAGGGUAUCGCCUAGUUCCAUACAAAAUAAAGACUCAAAGAUUGAAGUUUUUCUAGUCACUUGCCAAUCGCAAUGUCAACCCCGUAUAGGAGUGACGGACGUGAAGUUGUUGUUGAAUGCCAGAGUGUUUAAUGUUGAUAUCAGAGAAGGUUGGGAAAUCUAUCGGAGCGAAUUUUGGAUCAAUGAAGGUGUGAGGAGAAGAAACAAUUUACUAUCUUUCAUAAAUGGAGCCAAAUUGGAGAAGAAACAGCAAUUAAAAAGGCGCAAGAGAACAACCUCAACACCACCCACGAUGCCUUCAAAAUUGAGCGAAGAAAAUUUACUCAAACUAGACUCAUCUAUAAAGUGA